Monoraphidium neglectum is the source of this 324-nucleotide messenger RNA. RefSeq lists its product as hypothetical. Lineage: Eukaryota; Viridiplantae; Chlorophyta; Chlorophyceae; Sphaeropleales; Selenastraceae. The transcript is spliced from 2 exons. The record is from RefSeq and is a predicted model, not a curated record. Bases 1 to 324 code for a protein of 107 amino acids.
AUGUUUGCGGAGCCGGCAGUGGCCGCGUCGCCUCAGCUACCACGGGAAGCACUGCCGCUGGACGCGCUGCAGCAGCAAGUUGACCGGCUGACAGCAACUCUGGGGCAGCCGGCGCAGCUGCCCGACGAGGAGGCGCUGAAGGCCGCGGCAGGCGCCGCACUGCAGCUGGCGCAGCAGGGGGCCGCAGGCGCAAGCGACGGCCUGCGCGGCCUGCUAGCGCCGCUGGCGCUGUUCGGCCCGGAGGCGGGCACCACCAACGUGUUGUUCUGGGUGGUGAUGCUUCUGUUCUGCUACAACCUCCUCGUGCUGACGCCGCGGCAGUAG